Molecule: messenger RNA, 1391 nt
Organism: Solanum pennellii
Lineage: Eukaryota; Viridiplantae; Streptophyta; Magnoliopsida; Solanales; Solanaceae
Product: calcium-binding protein KRP1-like
Exons: 2
Coding region: 185-574 (129 amino acids)
Molecular function (GO): calcium ion binding
Source: RefSeq, a predicted model, not a curated record
ACUGUCAGGCUUAAGCCAAAGCAAAGGCAAUUUCGCGUUAAAGACUGUAUCUUUGCUGUAUUUUCCAUGGCGUUUUCUUCGAAACCCCUUUGUACCGUCCAAAUUUCUCCUUUAUAUACAAUUCUCCACAACCCCUUUUCUUCAUCAAUCAAUUUUCUGACCAAUUCCAACUUUUAUUUCUUCAAUGGCUACUUCAAGAAAAUCCAAUUUUAAUGAUUUUUUGCCUCUUAUGGCUGAAAAACUUGGUGGGGAUGGUUUAAUUGGUGAGCUGUGUAAAGGGUUUCAGCUAUUGAUGGAUAGGGAUAAAGGGGUUAUCACAUUUGAGAGUUUAAAGAAGAAUUCAGCUUUGUUAGGGUUACAAGAUUUGAGUGAUGAUGAUCUUAAGGGUAUGGUUAAAGAAGGGGAUUUUGAUGGUGAUGGAGCUUUGAAUCAGAUGGAAUUUUGUGUUUUGAUGUUCAGAUUAAGUCCUGAGUUGAUGGAGGAAUCUCAGUUUUUGUUAGAUGAAGCUCUUCAUCAAGAAUUCAACUUUUCAUUAGCUUUGAUUACCCUUCUGAUGCACUGUUAUCUGGAAUGAAGCUUGGAUGGGAUUUACAAACGGUCUUAAUAGACAGCUCUCUUCGUGGAGGAACUCAGAUGACAAUUUCCCUGGAGAACUAAGUAUGGGAUAGAGCUCCAUGAAUAUAGGGCUCUAGGAAGUACUUCCGCGGUGGUCCAUGGACUGGAGAGGGAUGUAGUGGUGCUCCUGAAUUAAGGUUGAAUCCGGUAUUCAACUACAGCUUCAUAUCUAACAACAAAGAAGUGUACUACACCUACCAACUGAAGAACAAGUCUGUUAGAACGUGGGUUGAAGGGAGACCCCUCGAAUCAGCUGAUUCCUCAUUUGAGGACUCGAGCUCUAUGCUAUAGAUAUUGAGGUGCAUUAACGUCAGUAUGUUAUGCGUCCAGCAGAGUCCAGAAGACAGUCCUAGUAUGUCAGCCAUGGUUCUGAUGUUGAAAUGGAGAGAGUUCACUACCACAGCCAAAACAGCAUGGAUUUCUGUUAGAUGUGAUACCAACUGAGUUUACUAGUAGCAGACCUGAUUCUUGCACUGCAAAUGGAAUUACGUUUUCGUCUUUUGAAGCUCGAUAAGCUGACCUCUAACAACAUCCUCCAUUUAUUACCAUUAUUCUUGGCUUAAAUGAAGCAACAUGGACAAUGAAGAUUCAUAUAACCGACCUCUACUUCCUUGGGAUUGACGCGUAGUUGUUGUUUGUUAUUGUUGGUUUUCAUUGUGCAUUUGGCCACUUAUAUUAUAUAGGAAUUCUAGUCAUUUCUUGGUAAUGUGAAAUAAAGGAGGACACAAUACAUUUUUGGACCUUUAAAGCAUAUAAUAUUCUUCUUUCUUGUUCCA